Molecule: messenger RNA, 896 nt
Organism: Clarias gariepinus (North African catfish)
Lineage: Eukaryota; Metazoa; Chordata; Actinopteri; Siluriformes; Clariidae
Exons: 6
Coding region: 86-874 (262 amino acids)
Biological process (GO): response to bacterium
Source: RefSeq, a predicted model, not a curated record
UGAAUUCAAUCCAUGCUUCAACCCGCAUUCAUAUUCUGUUGAUAAAUGAGAUGCACACACUGUAAGAUUUCUGACAAAUACAAAAAUGACAAAAUUAUGGAUUUUAAUUUUGAUCUUCAGCACCAUGUAUCCAGUCCAACCUGGUAGACGCUGGGUUACUGCACAAUCCCUCACAAAGUCACCAGUUUAUCAGCCUGAUAAAGAGCUCAGUGUGGAUAUUGGAAGCUCAGCUACUCUCCGGUGUUGUAUUUCUAAAAAUGAAGUUGGGAUAAUCGCCUGGUUUAAACAACCAAACAGACAAAAACCCCGGAUUAUGGUCAAGAUAUAUAAAAGUACUGGAGAAACAUUUUAUGAUGGAUUCCAAAAAUCUGAUUAUAAAAUUGAAAGAUUUUCAGACUGUUUCAAUAUGACCAUUUUAAAAACCACUCAGUCUGAUGAAGCCAUGUACUACUGUGCCCUGAUGGAAAUUAACCCUGUGUUUGCAGAUGGAACUUAUUUAAAAAUUAAAGAUGUGCAUACUACUACUGCAUCAGAAACAUCUGUACCAGAUCUGUGUGAUAAUUCAAUCGUGUUUAAACCAACACUGCAUGGAAACAGCACUAACAUGAAAACAGUGCUGGGUUUGGGGACGGCUUUAGGUGUGUGUGCACUUCUGAUAUUCUGUCUCAUUUAUUUCGCACUAAGAAGAAAAAAUAUAGAAAACUCCAGAGUAAAUGCUUAUGUAAAACAUCCAGGGACGAGGCAGGAAUCUGAGAGUGAAACACUAAAUUAUGCAGCUGUGCAGUUUACCAAGACUAAAGCCAAAGCUGAAAGAAGGAAAGACGGCUCAUCAGAUAAUUGUGUAACAGAAGUAAUUUAUAACACAAUACGAUAACUUUGCAAAACAGAAAAAAUAA